AUGGAGGCUACACGCAAAGUCCCCGAUUACGGGGCUAUAGAAAGCGACAGCCAGCAGGAUCAGCCUCCGGCCAAAUUCAACUAUGUCACCGAGCUCAAGCUGAUAUGGAAAGACAGCAUGCCGCUUAUCGUCGCGUUCUUUUUGCAAUACUUCCUUAGCGUGAGUCCGUUGCUGAUUGUCAGCCGUGUCUCCGCACAGGCACUGGGUGCAGCUAGUUUGGCCACCAUGUACAUGAACAUCACAUAUUUAGGUGUUAUUCAGGGUGCAGUCACCGCUGUGGACUCGUUUGCUCCUCACGCAUACGGAGCAGGCAACUAUGCUUUGGUUGGCGAGGUGGUGCAGAAAAACCUGGCCGUGAACAUCAUCCUAUUAGUUCCGAUGGUUGUUCUGUGCUGGUUCAGCGGCAAAGUGCUAAGUGCCCUCCAGCCUGACCCCGAGCUGGCGUCUCUCGCCCAGACUUAUCUGCGGAUCGUCACGUUCGGUAUCCCGGGUCUGUUGAUAUUCGAGGUCGGCAAGCGGUACUUACAGGCUCAAAAGAUAUUCCAUGCCUCCACAUAUGUGCUUCUGAUAGUAUCUCCCCUGAGUUUGGUUUUGACAUAUGUGUUUGUGUUCACUUUUGGCUGGGGAUACGUCGGCGCACCAGCGGUGGUAGUUUUGUCGUUCUGGCUGAUGGCGCUGCUCCUAAUAGCUUACACGGUCUUUGUUGAUGGCAGCAAGUGCUGGGGUGGGUUUAGUUACAAAGCGAUGUGCAGCGGCUUGUACGACCAGAUAUAUCUGGCCCUGUUCUCACUGGUUUCCGUGGAGGCCGAAUAUUUUGCGUUUGAAAUCAUGGCGCUGGCCGCCGCAUAUUUUGGGGAAACGGCCCUUGCAUCCCAGUCGAUCUGUGCAGCUGUCGGGUCUCUUAUCUUCCAAGUCCCGUUCGCCUUGAGUUGCUCCAUUUCCACCAGAAUAGGAUCAUUUAUUGGGGCCGGCAACUUGGAAUUUGCCCGAAAGUCGACAAAUAUGUGCAUGAAGGCCACCUUCGCUUUGGGAAUCAGUGUCUGUAUUUUUCUACUGAUCACGAUGAGGCCGAUCACGAGGGUUUUCACGGAUGAUUCAAUUGUUGCGGCAGAAUGCUACAAGUUAUUGCCUGUACUUUUUUUCACGCAAUGUUACGAUAUGGUCAACGUGACCUGUCAGGGGCUGCUGAGAAGCCAACGUCGCCAAGAUAUUGGCUCGGUUUUCAGUUUGUGUUCAUACUACAUCUUCGGUUGUCCUCUUGCAUACAUACUAGCGUUCAAGCUCGAUUUGCAGGUGCGUGGCCUGUGGAUCGGACUCAGCGCGGCUGUGUUUCUGCUUACAUUGGUGGAGGUUGUGCUUUUGGCGCGCACGAAUUGGCCAAAGGUUAUGGAGCUGGCCAAGCAGGAAGAAGACGAGUAA
Ogataea parapolymorpha DL-1 is the source of this 1419-nucleotide messenger RNA. RefSeq names its product putative transporter. NCBI's taxonomy places the organism in Eukaryota, Fungi, Ascomycota, Pichiomycetes, Pichiales, Pichiaceae. The transcript has a single exon. The coding region runs from base 1 to 1419 and encodes 472 amino acids. Gene Ontology annotation, cellular component: membrane. Gene Ontology annotation, molecular function: antiporter activity; xenobiotic transmembrane transporter activity. The record is from RefSeq and is a predicted model, not a curated record. Gene Ontology annotation, biological process: xenobiotic detoxification by transmembrane export across the plasma membrane.